AUGGCGCGGGUGAUGAUGCGGAAGCUGGACGGCCCGCCGCCGGCUUUCGUGCACGACCUGCACCGCGAGGAGCAGACGCUCCAGGAACGCUCCAUGUGCGGCUGCGGCAAGCCACCGGCGUCGACGCCUUGCCGUCAGCGCACCGAAGAGGAGCGCGACGCCUCCAUCAUCGGCCACGUCCACCACGCCCUCCGCCACUACAACGCCACCAACCCGGGCUCGGAGUUCGUCCCCAUCAAGCCAUUGAUGGCCGCGUACGUGGGCUUCGAAGGCCACAUCUGGGUCCACGUCAGCUUCGUGGCUCGCGGGAGGAAGAUCGUCAGCGGCAAACGGAGGCGCAACACUGUCAGCGACACCGUCACCGACGAGCACUUCUUCGCGGAGCUGCGCUACAGCCACCGCAGCUCCGACGCGCCGGCCGUCGAAACAUGCACCAUCGUCGAUAAGAAGCCGCGCCACAGCCACUUGAAGACCUUGUGUACAUUUUGCCCAGAAAGCUUUGAGAUCUUGCACCCUCUUGACGGGAGCUUCGUGUGCAGAAAGAAGACCCAAGCAAAUGAGGGGCAAGGUUUCACGCACUUCAUGAAUCUGCUUGAGAAGCCGUUCACAUGCCCCACUGCCGGUGCAGAAGACAAGGAGGAUGCGGCAGCUCCGGAGGAACAGAAAGCUCCAGAGGAACAGGAGGAACAUAGUAGCACCAUGAGCCGGCCUUUCUCCUCCUUUGAUUUUUUUCGUAAUCUCAUGACAAGGCUAAAACCUUCGGCCGAGGUGAUGGAUAUCUCACUACCCCAGCAAUGGCUCCUCCUCCUCCUAGCCGGCAUCCUCCUCCCCGUCGUCUCGUACCUGCUAGUGACGAAGCACAGAGCCGAGGAAGGGCGGCUGAAGCUGCCGCCGGGCCCGAAGCCGGUGCCGGUGCUCGGCAACCUGCACCAACUGGGCUCUCUACCGCAUCGCAACCUGCGCGACCUGGCCGGGCGGCACGGCCCCGUCAUGCUACUCCGCCUCGGCGCGGUGACGACGGUGGUGGUCUCGUCCGCGGCUGCGGCGCGCGACGUGAUGAAGGCCCACGACGCCGAGUGCUGCAGCCGCCCCGCAUCGCCGGGCCCCGCGCGGCUCUCCUACGGGCGCAAGAGCGUCUCGUUCUCGCCAUACGGCGCCUACUGGCGCGACAUGCGCGGACUCUUCGCCGCGGAGCUCCUCGGCACGCGCGGCGUCAGAGCCGCCUGGGCCGCACGGCGGGAGCAGGUGGACAGGCUCAUGGCCGCCCUGGGCAGCGCUGCGGGGCCGGUGUCGUUGGAUGAGCACGUGUUCCGUGUCGCCGACGGCGUCAUCGGCACGGUGGCGUACGGGAGCGUGUACGGCGCGGAGGCGUUCGCGGGCAAGUACGAGCGGUUCCAGCAUGUGCUACAGGAGGCCGUGGACAUGUCGGCCAGCUUCUCCGCCGAGGACUUCUUCCCCAACGCCGCCGGCCGCCUCCUCGACCGGCUCGCCGGCAUCGUCGCGCGCCGGGAGAGGAUCUUCAGAGACCUCGACGGCUUCUUCGAGGUAGUGCUGGAGCAGCACCUGGACCCCGCGCGCCCAAAGCCGGAGAGCGGCGGCGGCGACCUGGUGGACGCCCUCGUUAGAAUCUGCGAGGAGCACGGAUUCACGAGGGACCACGUCAAGGCUGUCCUCCUGGACGCGUUCAUCGGCGGCGUUGACACGAGCUCCGUGACGAUCCUCUGGGCGAUGUCGGAGCUGAUCCGGAAGCCGCAGGUGCUGAAGAAAGCGCAGGAGGAGAUCAGGGCCGCGAUCGCUGGCAAUGAGCAGCGGGUGCAGCCGGAUGACCUGUCGAAGCUGACCUACCUGAAGAUGGUCGUCAAAGAGACCCUGCGGCUGCACCCGCCGAUUACGCUGCUUCUGCCGCGGGAGACGCUGCGGCGGGUGGAGAUCGGCGGCUACGACGUGCCGGUGGGGACGCGGGUGCUGGUGAACGCGUGGGCCAUCGGGAGGGACCCCGCGAGCUGGGGCCAGGACGCGGCGGAGUUCGAGCCGGAGAGGUUCGAGGCCGGCGGGAGGCACGACAAGGUGGACUUCCGCGGCGCUCACUUGGAGCUGAUGCCGUUCGGCGCCGGCCGGCGAAUCUGCCCUGCACUGGCCAUGGGGGUGGCGAACGUGGAGUUCACGUUGGCCAACAUGUUGUACGGCUUCGAGUGGGAGCUGCCGGAGGGGACGUUGGCCGAGAAGGUGAGCAUGGAGGAGGCCGGUAGGCUGACCUUCCACCGCAAGACUCCGCUGGUGCUCCUGCCUACCCCAUACGUAGUAUGACAAGCUCUGCUGCUCUGGUAGUGGUAUAUCGAGUUUAUACAUCUGGCAAAUAUAUCUAAGUUAGUAGAACAAAUGAAGAAAAUUGAUACAUGUGCGCGUCUUGGACUGCUAACAUGAAUCAGUCUUUUUUAUGUUUUGAGUUCCAGCACAAAUUUGCUCCGACUUUAUACAUCGGAUCUUGUGAGUAAAGUUGAAAUAUAAUGGGACUAUGAUU
This is a messenger RNA of Triticum dicoccoides, 2521 nucleotides long. RefSeq names its product 4-hydroxyphenylacetaldehyde oxime monooxygenase-like. The transcript is spliced from 4 exons. The record is from RefSeq and is a predicted model, not a curated record. Gene Ontology annotation, molecular function: oxidoreductase activity, acting on paired donors, with incorporation or reduction of molecular oxygen; heme binding; monooxygenase activity. Lineage: Eukaryota; Viridiplantae; Streptophyta; Magnoliopsida; Poales; Poaceae. The coding region runs from base 1 to 2307 and encodes 768 amino acids.